This is a messenger RNA of Oryzias melastigma (Indian medaka), 2645 nucleotides long. RefSeq names its product UTP6 small subunit processome component (gene utp6). Gene Ontology annotation, molecular function: snoRNA binding; protein binding. Bases 156 to 1943 code for a protein of 595 amino acids. The record is from RefSeq and is a predicted model, not a curated record. The transcript has 19 exons. Gene Ontology annotation, biological process: maturation of SSU-rRNA from tricistronic rRNA transcript (SSU-rRNA, 5.8S rRNA, LSU-rRNA). NCBI's taxonomy places the organism in Eukaryota, Metazoa, Chordata, Actinopteri, Beloniformes, Adrianichthyidae. Gene Ontology annotation, cellular component: Pwp2p-containing subcomplex of 90S preribosome; small-subunit processome.
UCUUGUUUCCGGUCGGACCUAUUUACAGUCGCAGCCGGAAGUUGCUCCCAUGUGUUCGAAAGGGUCCCCGUGAAGUCUCUCGUGUGCAGAUAAAUCAAAUUUUCCACGUUUAAAAUCGCAAAUUAGCAGUCGUUUGGGGCAGCUUUGUCGAAAGGAUGGCGGAGAUCGUGCAGCAGCGGAUCGAGGACCGGAUCCCGGAGCUGGAGCAGCUCGAGAGAGUGGGUCUGUUCACCAAAAAAGAAGUCAAGUCCGUUGUAAAGAGGGCAACAGCUCUAGAAUACAAGCUUCACAGGAUGAUAGUGAACAAGGAGGAUUUCAUUGCAUACAUUCAGUAUGAAAUCAAUGUUUUAGAACUGAUAAAGAAGAGGAGAGCACAUAUAAACUACAACUUCAAACGAGAGGAGAUCGAGUUCCCAAUCAUCCACAGAAUAAACAGUAUCUUCAGAAGAGCCACAAAGAAGUGGAAGGAUGAUGUCCAGCUUUGGCUUUCCCAUGUUGCCUUCUGUAAGAAAUGGGCCACCAAAGGACAGCUCAGCAAGGUGUACUCAGCUAUGCUCGCUAUCCACCCUGACAAACCAGCGCUGUGGAUCAUGGCUGCCAAGAGCGAGCUGGAGGACCGAGAGUCCUCUGAAAGCGCUCGGCACCUCUUCCUGCGAGCGCUGCGUUUUCACCCAAACAACAAGAAAGUCUACCAGGAGUAUUUCCGGAUGGAGCUGCUGCACGCUGAGAAACUGAGGAAGCAAAAGGCGGAGCUGGAGAAGGCGGAGAUUGACUUGGGUGAAUAUGAGUUUUCUCCUGAGAUCCUGAGCGGCAGACUGGCGGAAAUAGUGUAUAAAGAUGCUACAGGGAAAAUCAAAGAAGCAGAGUUCGUCAUCUCGUUGCUGAACAUAGCCGCCAUCUUUGACUUCACCAAGGAGCUCCAGGACUCCAUCCUGCAAGAUUUACAGACCAACUACGCAGCAGACGGCUUAAUGUGGGACUUCAUGGCCAGGAGGGAGUUGGAGGCGCCGGGGGUGGGGGAGGAGCUGCACAGCGCCAAAGCUCGGGCGUCGGACAUCAACCGCAAAGAGGAGCGCUGCUGCCUGAUUUAUGAGGAAGGCCUCAAGGUCGCCAGCACGGAACCCAUGUGGAGCUGCUACCUGGAUUUCUGCAUGGAAAGGAGGAAGAGAAAGACCAACGUCGAAGAGCUGAUGGAAAAGAGGCAGGAAAGGCUGCUGGGAGUCCUGCAGCGCGCCCAUGAUGCCUCGCUGCUGAAGGAGGAUUAUUACAAGAGCUGGCUGCAGAUCCUGCUUUCAUCUGGGGAUGCUGAGGGAGCCGCCAGCGUUGCCAUGGCAGCCACAGAGCGCUACCGCCAGUCGGUCACAAUGUGGAGUUUGAGUCUGCAAACACUAAUGGAGGUGGGAAGUGGAGACAUGGCCAGGUUUUUCCAGGAGGCUCUCACACAUGUCAACCCCAAGGAAAGCCUGCCUCUGUGGCAGCUGCAGCUUCAGUGGAGCAUGGCAACCCAAACUCCAGAAGAAACUGAAGCUAUCUUCAAGAGAGGUCUGCAGUCUGCAGUCCCCGCUAUCGCCAUGGAGAUGAAAGACGGCUUUCUCAAUUGGUCAUACUCCACUGGAGGAUACAAGAAAGCCAGGAAGACAUUUAAGAGCUUGCAAGAAAUCCGCCCCUUGUCCAAGGCCUUCUUCACCAGAAUGAUUGAGAUUGAGAAGGAACAAGAGACUCCUAAGAUGAACUAUCUGAGGGAAUACUACGAGAGAGCGCUGCAGGAGUUUGGCACCUCGGAUGAUGAUCUGUGGCUGCAGUACAUCCAGGAGGAGCUGAGCCCUCUUGGCCAGCCGGAGAACUGCGGGAAGAUCCACUGGAGGGCCAUGAAGUUCCUGGAAGGCGAAAGCGUGGAGAGAUUCAUUUCCAAAUACACCCUGUUUCAGACCGGACACUUGUGAGGGAAGGCUGGUGCUGACCGCCCGGUAUUACAGAAAUGUGUGAAACGACCACAUAACACGAUGGAGGCGCGGGAGGAGUUUACAGCAUGGAGAGCCGUUGGUUCACAGCUUGGGAAGUCUCGCACUAGGAGGCCAUGAUGACACGACUCAAGAAAAACUUCAUUCAUAUAAUUACAAAAAAAUCUAACUAAAUUGAAUACGACAGUCUGAGUAAAUAAAAACCAUGAAAACAUUUAUAUUUAGACAAUAAAAGAUUCUUGCUGUACCAGAAAUGACUUUUUUCCCACAUAUUUUAACAAGUUGGUCGAUUCACAUAUUUCUAAAGAGGAACAAAACAUUUCCUCUAUCUGCUUUUUGUCUGAGAGCUCUUUCAGAGUCGAGGAAUCCUGAUUUUUGCAUAACAGAGUGAAUAAAUUUGUCAUUUCAACUUUCGAGAGCCUGUUGAAGUUUGCCCCUCAAAUGUCAGAUUCUGAGCAGCUGUCAUCCUUCCGGAUCCAUCAGGGUUCUGUUUGUGUCAAAAAGUGUUUUCCAUUUUAACCGAACGGAUUCUUCAUGCAUUUCCCUUCAGUUUUCCUGAACCAGUCAGCUGUAAACUGAUAACCAAUGUUCCGAACACUUAGUUCCAGUUUAUUGAAUUCCACGUUUGUUAUUUUGAGAGUCCAAACAUUGUUAAUAUUAUCAAAUUAAAGUUUUCUCUCCGUC